This is a messenger RNA of Pristis pectinata (smalltooth sawfish), 5212 nucleotides long. RefSeq names its product trichorhinophalangeal syndrome I (gene trps1). The record is from RefSeq and is a predicted model, not a curated record. Gene Ontology annotation, cellular component: nucleus. Gene Ontology annotation, biological process: regulation of transcription by RNA polymerase II. The coding region runs from base 58 to 3948 and encodes 1296 amino acids. The transcript is spliced from 6 exons. Gene Ontology annotation, molecular function: DNA-binding transcription factor activity; zinc ion binding; RNA polymerase II transcription regulatory region sequence-specific DNA binding. NCBI's taxonomy places the organism in Eukaryota, Metazoa, Chordata, Chondrichthyes, Rhinopristiformes, Pristidae.
CUCGUACGUGACAGUAGCCUGCAGUAGCCUUUAGGGUCAAGUUUACCAGAGGAAACGAUGAUUUCAAAUAUGGUCCGGAAAAAGAAUCCACCAUUGAGAAAUCUCGUGAGCCAAGGGGAAGGUGAGGAUUGCCAGACCCGUCAGCCAGAGAGUGCCGUCAAUCAGGAGGCUGCUGUAAACUCAGGACCCCCGGACCCCAUGCAGGAACAUAACAACCAACAAGAUGCACUAGAGUCUGUCAACAAGGAGGGACAUUGUCUGCGUGUCGCAGACGUAGCCGGCAUCAAAAGCGACUUGAAAAGCCCCGCACUAGGCGAAGGGAAUGGCUUCAAUUAUAAAAGCCACAAGAAGGGAGGAAAUGUUCCAUCCUUCCCGCAAGAUGAGGUGACAGACAGAAAUAUGUCUGCUCUCUCAUCUCAGGCUGCUAGUGGAGUCUGCGAGGCCUGCAAGUCUCCGAGCAGAUCAGAACCAGAUGAUGGCGAUGGCAGGAGCUGCAAUGUAUCUGGGAACCUCUCUGAAUUAAACCACACAGCUCAAACGUCCCCCAAAAGUGGGCGUGAGAAGGUCCAAGUGCUGCAGUGUGACCCACCUGACCAUCACACUUUAACCCCGGGCGCGACGCCCUCAGAAAACUCUCAGGUGCUUUCAGAUGGGGCCGUUGCACUUGAUAAAUCAAAAGCAGAACAGUUGACUGACAACCCAGACGCGGCGCCCCUGACUCCAGAACUGCAAGACUUCAAAUGCAACAUUUGUGGUUAUGGCUAUUAUGGGAACGACCCGACCGAUUUGAUCAAGCAUUUUCGUAAAUACCACCUAGGCCUGCACAACCGCACCCGCCAAGAUGCAGACCUGGACACCAAAAUCCUGGCGUUACAUAACAUGGUGCAGUUCUCUCAGUCCAAAGACUUUCAGAAACUGAGCCGAAGCACUGGCUUGCUAACGGGGAUGUUACAGGAUCUGAACGCACAGCGACCCGCUUUGUUAAAUGGGACCUACGAUAUACAUGUUACACUGGGAGGAAUGUUCAUUGGCAUAGGGCGCAAAACCCCCGACUGCCAAGGCAACACCAAGUAUUUCCGAUGCAAGUUCUGCAACUUUACCUACAUGGGCAGUUCCUCGAGUGAACUGGAACAGCACUUCGUCUCAGCGCAUCCCAACAAGAUGAAAAGCGUGCCUUCCGCUCUGGAGUCGGGGAAGGACCCUAAUAAGUCGGAGAAAAACGCCAGCAAAGGCAGUCCCACCGCAGAGCGGCACUUACCUCGCCCAUCAGACCCAGAAGAUAUAGGGAAAUGGCAGGACAAGUCCACCAUCAAGGCAGCAGAUGACACCCCUAUCGGUUACUCUGUUCCCAUCAAAUCCACGGACACCUCCAAACAGAAUGGGCUGGACUCCACCUGUUACUUCUGGUGUCGGUUCUGCAGCUUUAGCUGUGAGUCCUCGGACACCUUAAAACUUACGGAUCAUUACAAUAAACAGCACCGAGAGAACCAGCGCAACAGCUACUUUCAUAGAGACUUCCCGGACAAGAUUGGCAAACAAGUGGCCGCACUUAAUCAGAACGACUCUUCGAAAGAGCGCCGGCUUCCUGCGGCUAAUAAAUCCGACGGGGAGUUCUCGGUGAAAGCGGAGAAAGGCAACGCCUCGGCCAAAAAGAAAGACGCCACCAAAUCCGCGGAGGAGAGCAUGGUCACCAGCUACAACUGUCAGCUGUGCAGAUUCAGGUACUCGACCAGCCACGGGCCUGAUGUGAUCACUGUCGGACCCCUGCUGCGCCAUUAUCAUUACAUCCACAAUGUUCACAAGUGUACCAUUAAGCACUGCCAGUACUGCCCGGGUGGGCUCUGCGGCCCCGAGAAACACCUGGGGGAAAUCACUUACCCCUUCGCUUGCCGGAAAACUAACUGCUCGCACUGCACCCUCUUGCUCCUGCACUUGUCCCAGGGGGCAGGCGGGAGUGCUAGGGUUAAACACCAGUGCGACCAGUGUUCCUUCACUGUCCAGGAUGUCGACGUGCUCCUGCAGCACUAUGAGACCAUGCACGGCUCGCAUAACCCGGGCAAGGCCGAGGAUGGGCAACAAGGAGGUGACGGGCAAGUGACCAGCGAAGAAGCCGAGGAGCAUUGUUGCACCAAGUGCAGCUUCGUCACACAGGUCGAGGAAGAGAUUUUCCGACACUACAGGAGGGCUCAUAACUGCUACAAGUGCCGUCAGUGCAAGUGGAGCGCCCCGGAUACUCAGGCAUUACUGGAGCACUUCAACACGGCCCAUUGCGGGGCCCAGGAGCCGGUAGGCAGUGGGAGCCCCAGCGGCGGCGAGUCGCCACCCACCCCCGGCACCAGCAACCACAACCCGGGGAACGGCGAGCAGGAGGUUCGGCACCGCACCCCCACCCCGUCCGACAGCAGCGGCAGCCAACCCCCGCCUCCGGCCGAACCCCGGCCCGAGGACAAGGAGGGGCGAGGCUGGCUGGAGACCUGCAAGGAAGAAGCGAGGAAGCUGGGGGAGCUGCCGAAGGGGAGCCCGUACCAGGGUCAACCGGGCCCCGCCAGCAGCAGUCAGGAGAACCACAAGAGUAGCCGCAGGGUCGCCGAGGAAGCGGACGGGGCCCUGCCUGUCUAUGGGAUGCAGCCCACCGACAGCAAGGGCUUCGCGGGCGGGGUGCAGCAGCAGCUGCCGGGGGCAGGAGAGCGGGACAAGUCCCGGGCUCUGACUCCUCAGUACCCAACAAACAGCGAGCUGAACAAGGCGAGGGAGGAGUCGCAGACCCUACUGCGGAGACGAAGAGGCUCGGGAGUCUUCUGUGCCAACUGCCUAACUACAAAGACCUCUCUCUGGCGAAAGAAUGCAAAUGGUGGAUAUGUAUGCAAUGCAUGCGGCCUGUAUCAGAAACUGCAUUCGACUCCGAGGCCCUUAAAUAUUAUAAAGCAAAGUAACGGCGAGCAGAUCAUUCGAAGGCGGACCAGAAAGCGACUUAACCCUGAAGUACUGCAGACUGAGCAGGUCAACAAACAGCAGAGAGUGAGCAAUGAAGAGCAACUAAAUGACAGCUCACUGGACCGGAAGGUGGAGGAGCACCCUUCAGAGGGUCAGCACCGGGAGCAGCAGCAGUCUAACCUGAGCAAACUUGACCUCUAUGGUUCUGUGAGUAAGCCACAUCAGGGCCAACCUACACUGGUGGUUGGUCAGACAGUAGAUCUUCACAGAAGAAUGCAGCCUCUUCACAUUCAAGUAAAGAGCCCUCAGGAAAGCAGUGUUGACCCAGGAAAUUGUUUGCCUGUAUCAGAAGGGAAAGGAAGUUCAGAACGUGGGAGUCCGAUUGAAAAAUACCUUAGACCUACCAAGCACCCAAAUUAUUCGCCUCCAGGAAGCCCUAUUGAAAAGUACCAGUAUCCCUUAUUUGGAUUUCAGUUUGUGCAUAGUGAUUUACAAAAUGAAGCUGAUUGGCUGAGGUUCUGGAGUAAGUAUAAAUUGUCAGUCGCUGGGAAUCAACACUACCAUAUGCCUGGCCUAUCAAAUCCUUGCCAAAACUUUGUGCCUUAUCCUGCCUUUAACCUGCCUCCAACUUUCUCAUCACUUGGAUCUGAUAAUGACAUUCCUUUAGAUCUGGCAACAAAGCAUUCCAGAUCAGGACCAACUGCAAAUGGUGCCACCAAGGACAAAGUUAAUGCAUCGGUGACCACGGUGGAGGAGAGUGUAGAAAAUGUGGUAAAAACUCCGGACAAAGUUGACCGAGGCACUCAAGAUGAAUCACUGACGAAGUGCGUUCAUUGCAGCAUUCUCUUUAUGGAUGAAGUGAUGUAUGCUUUGCAUAUGAGUUGCCACGGUGAGAGUGGACCUUUCCAGUGCAGCCUAUGCCAGCAUUUCUGUACAGACAAGUAUGACUUCAUGACGCACAUUCAGAGGGGCCUGCAUAGAAAUGUGCAAUCUGAUAAAAAGUUGCAAACCUAAGGAAUAGAACUUUUAGUACUGUAACACAAUGAGUACAUGUUGCAUUUUAGAAUUUGGGAGAACAAUCAGAAUAUUAUUUUUCUAAAAAAGAGUAAAUGUUAAACAUUUGAAAAUGAUGGUGCCUGACACAUUGUAUAAUUUUUUUCUAUAAAGUAUGCAACAAAUAUUGCAUUAUGCUUUAGAGUCAGAAUACUGAUUCUUUUCUAGCUGUUUACAUGUGCAAAUGUAGCAAAUUAAGUAAUGAAGCACCUAUUUCAAUUUCAUUAGAAUUUUUUUCUUUCACAUAGUAGCCCCGAAUACCAUCAUGAAAUAAAUAUGGUUGUUGCAAAUGCAAUGUAUGGAUGAAAAGUAGAUGAACGUAUUUUCAUUGCUUAAAUAGGGGGAAAAAAGAGGGUAGCACUAUGCAUUCCACUUAAUGAAUAUUAAUGUACUUUGUGUUAUCUAUCAAAGCUCUUAAUUCAUAUUGUUAAGCUUGAAAAGACUAUAUGCACAUUUGUUAAUUGCUUCUCAAUAUUAUGUUUCAAGUGAAACAGUUUGGAAGUUGAUGGUUCUUAUCAAAUGAUGUUGGAUUCGCUAUCUUCUGUUGGCUUUGUUUAUUUUCCAUAGCAUCAUACAUCAGUCUUAUAAUGAAAUAGUCUUGUUUCAGUGCAGAGGCAGUGUUUCCAAGGGCUUAAAAACAUUGACUAAUUUUAGAAAUCUGGAAAUAGAUCAUAGCUUUCACAAUUUUCUUUUGCUUUUCAAAUCUGACGAUAUUAUUCAAUGAUGCAUCCCAGUAAAAUGAUCCAAAUCUGAAGGAAGCAAAAGGAACCAUUGCCUCUGACUUGAAAGCAACUGGGACUUGUUCCCAACUUUCAUCAUGCAUGUAAUUUUGUGAUGUUUAUUUUUUUUUAAUCACACCUACACGUUCUUUCUGUAUCUUCCAUGAAAGCUAUUUCAGACAGAAAUGAGGUCAUUUACAUCUAAACUUGAAUAAUAAAGUUUUACCAAAAGUAUUAAGUGAAGUUUUCUGAUACAGUGACAAUCUAUUUUUCGGGCCCUUUUUUGUUAUGUAUAUGAAUUUGGACACACCAUAUUUGUAUUGGAUUCUGUCAAUAGACAGUGAACUCGUAUGUACAGAAACUUAAGUGUGCGCACAAUUAUUUAGAAAAAAUGGGAAUGUAUUUUAGUGAUUAUAACUCUCUCAGACUGAAAUGUGUGUGUAAAUAGAUAAGCUUUUGAUGUUCAGACCCCAAGCUGCAAUAAACACCCAGUUUCUCGGUGCUAC